Messenger RNA from Dictyostelium purpureum, 596 nucleotides. RefSeq lists its product as uncharacterized. The transcript has a single exon. The record is from RefSeq and is a predicted model, not a curated record. Lineage: Eukaryota; Evosea; Eumycetozoa; Dictyosteliales; Dictyosteliaceae. The coding region runs from base 66 to 533 and encodes 155 amino acids.
AAUUUUUACAUAUUUAAAAGAUAAAUAAAUAUAUAAAUAUAUAUAUUAAAAAAAUUAAUAAAUAAAUGCAUAAAAUAAUCUAUUUAUAUUUUAGAUGGGGAUUAGAUUUAAUCCAACUAAAGAUUUUAGAAAAUGAAUAUGGAAUGUUAUUUAAACAAACUAGUAAAGAAAAUAAAAAUGUUUUAAUAGAUGCAGAAGGAAAUUGUUUUGUAAUGCCAAUCAAAAUGGGAAAUAAACCACCAAGAUGGUUCACAAUCAAUUAUUUAGAGCAUAGGACAUUUAAAUCUGUAGAAAUUAAUCAAUUAAAUCCAAACCAUUUUGAAGUUAUGCACAUUGGACAUGAAGAUUUAAACUCAAAACAAGAAAAUGAACAAGGUGGCAAAUUUAAAGAGAAUUCGUUACACAUUUGGAGAUCAAACGUAACCGAUUCGUCUUAUCAAGAGAUGUUUAUAGAAAAUUUCUUUUCAAAAACCUCAAAUGACUAUCAAAAACAAUUUAAUAUUAACUUUGGUAUUAUUGGUAAAGAAGAAUAAAUAUAUAUUUAGUACUGAGAAAUCAAUAAAUUUAAAUAAAAUAAUUAUUUUUUAAAUUUUUUU